CAGAAUAGAUCCUCGAAGAAAGGACAACCCGCAAGUCGCAUAUGGGAGUAGUAGCUGGUGAAUUCUCGUCCUCAAGCUCCCCACGCCUUUAUAAACCCGCAUUUGCUCCGUCCUUCAAAGACCCAUCUCCAUUUUUCCCGGUUCUCAAUACCCAUUUCGAAGAAACACACAAAUUCCCACACAGGAAACAAGCUUUCGUAUCUCUCAAUCGAUCUCUGCCGACGAUGACGGCUUCAAAAGAUGAGAAUUCAGUCGACAGCAAAAACCCUCUUGCCACGCUUGCUCCUGUGGAAGCAGUUCUAUUCGAUGUAGAUGGAACUUUGUGUGAUUCAGAUCCGCUCCAUUACUAUGCCUUCCGCGAAAUGCUUCAAGAGAUUGGUUUCAAUGGUGGGGUUCCAAUUGAUGAGGAGUUUUUCAUUAAAAAUAUUGCCGGCAAGCAUAACGAUGAUAUUGCCCGAGCGUUAUUCCCUGAUGAACCUGAACGAGGUUUGAAAUUUUGCGAUGAGAAGGAGGCUAUGUUUAGGAGAUUGGUUACGGAACAAUUAAAGCCUGUGAAUGGCUUGUAUAAAGUGAAGAAAUGGAUAGAAGAUCGCGGAUUGAAACGUGCUGCAGUUACAAAUGCCCCUCGGCCGAAUGCCGAGCUCAUGAUCUCCAUGCUUGGUCUUACGGAUUUUUUUGAAGCUAUUAUUAUAGGCGGUGAAUGUGAACAUGCCAAACCACAUCCAGAACCAUAUUUAAAGGCUCUGGAAGUACUCAAAGUGUCAAAGGAUCACACUUUCAUUUUUGAGGAUUCUGUAUCAGGGAUCAAAGCUGGAGUGGCAGCCGGGAUGCCUGUCGUCGGUAUAACAACGAGAAAUCCCGAGCACUUGUUGAUGCAAGCAAAGCCUGCCCUCCUCGUAAAGGACUAUGCCGAUCCGAAAUUGUGGGCAGCUUUGGACGAACUCGAUAAGAGAGGAGGUACCAUUAAGAAUGCAUGAUCAUCAACGUAUCGUGUUGGUGAAAUGGCUAUCAAUUCAUUGUUACUCUCUAUAUAAUACUUUGAAUAACUUAGCUGUAGAAAUAAACUUGUUAUUCUUCAGCUUUGGGUCUUAAUACCAAUCCUCCUAUUACAGUCAAAAUAGGAUGGUUAAAUAGGUUAGGAAAGAUCAUUGGAAGGCCUGUCAUAUAUACAAGAUUUACCAAUUUCAGUUUUAUUUUCUUUCAAUGAUAUACUACACGUUGCUUUC
Benincasa hispida (wax gourd) is the source of this 1226-nucleotide messenger RNA. RefSeq names its product Haloacid dehalogenase-like hydrolase (HAD) superfamily protein. NCBI's taxonomy places the organism in Eukaryota, Viridiplantae, Streptophyta, Magnoliopsida, Cucurbitales, Cucurbitaceae. The record is from RefSeq and is a predicted model, not a curated record.